UUAUGUUAUGUUCAGCUUUGGAGUUCUCGCGUAUGUAUUUUACUGCGUAAAAUUUGCUGGCGAUUUUUAAAAUAACUAAAGUCAUUUGUGAUUUUCGUGUUUUUGUUGGACCCACGGGGAUUUCUAGUUUGCUUACACCGAGCGCGUAUAAGACGGAUUGGAGUCCAGUCAAUUUAUUUUUUGAGAAUCCAUACAAAGGCUCGUUACAACUUACAAGAGCUUUAGAAUUUCGAGUAGAUUUCUGAAUACGAACGGAGAAUAUGAGUGUACGAAACAUCAGCACUACAGGAGCAUCAGCUGCAACUGCUAGACAAGAUCGCUUACCCGCUGGUGUUGCUAGUUCUGAGGCCAUGGCUGAACGUGACGGCAGGUAUAUUCAAGCAUACAAAGAAAUUAUUCACGAAGUUGGUAGAGAGUUAAAUAUUGGACCUUCACUCAUCGCUGCUAUUAUAUCACGUGAGAGUCGUGGUGGAACAGCACUAAAGGAGGGCUGGGGUGACAAUGGUAAUGCAUUUGGUCUUAUGCAGAUUGACAAACGUUGGCAUACGCCACGUGGUGCUUGGAACAGCAAAGAGCAUGUGGGUCAAGCCACAAAUAUUCUUUGUGAUUUCAUUCGUUCGUCAGACAAUCCUUUCCGUCAUCACCCUGAUCAGGGUUUAAAAGCUGCUAUCGCUGCGUACAACGCUGGUUUCAAGAGAAUGUCGAAAAAUUACAACGAAAUUGAUAAUCAUACAACUGGGCAGGAUUACUCCAACGAUGUAGUGGCCAGGGCCCAAUAUUUUGAACGAAAUGGUUUAUAAUGAUAACAGGUCUUGCUGAUUUUGUAACAGAGAAUUUGAGUGAUUGAAUAAUGUACAAUGAUUAUGCCUAA
This is a messenger RNA of Xenia sp. Carnegie-2017, 871 nucleotides long. Its product is annotated as lysozyme G-like. Lineage: Eukaryota; Metazoa; Cnidaria; Anthozoa; Malacalcyonacea; Xeniidae. The coding region runs from base 261 to 800 and encodes 179 amino acids. Gene Ontology annotation, molecular function: lysozyme activity. The transcript is spliced from 5 exons. The record is from RefSeq and is a predicted model, not a curated record. Gene Ontology annotation, biological process: peptidoglycan catabolic process.